AUGGCUACGCCACAUGAGACUACUCUGCCCGCCUCGAGCGGGAAGCGCCCAUUGGACGACCACACGUUCCCUGGCCAGACUCCGGCCCUGUCCCGUCUUGCGUCUCUGGGCAGCCACAACCAUGUCGACGAUGGCGGCAUUGACAAUGGCAGUCUCCUCCGCACACGCGACAGCAAUGCCACUGCUGUCCCGGGCCUCAUCACCGACGACACGUACUUUUAUGGCGACUCCCCGCCCGUCUAUCCGUCGCCCGACAUGACGGGUGUUGGCACCUGGGCCGUGGCGUACAACAAGGCCGUGGCGCUCGUCUCGCAAAUGACGCUCGCAGAAAAGGUGAACCUGACCGCCGGCGUCUCGUCCGGGACGGGCUGCUCAGGCACCAUCCCCGGCGUGCCCCGUCUCAACUUUACCGGCAUGUGCCUGAGCGACGCCGGCAACGGCCUGCGCAGCACCGACUUUGUCAGCGCCUGGCCCAGCGGCAUCCACGUCGGCGCCAGCUGGAACCGCACUCUGGCUCGGCAGCGCGCCAUCGGCAUGGCCGGCGAGUUCAAGAAGAAGGGCGUCAACGUGAUGCUGGGCCCCGUCGUCGGCCCCGCCGGCCGCACCGUGCGCGGCGGCCGGUACUGGGAGGGCCUCUCGGUCGACCCCUACCUGGCGGGUGCGCUGGUGUACGAGACGGUGACGGGCACGCAGCAGACGGGCGUGAUUACGAGCACCAAGCACUACAUUGCCAACGAGCAGGAGACCAACCGCCUGCAGUCGGUGCAGUCGGGCGACGUGCAGUCGGUCUCGUCCAACAUUGACGACCGCACCAUGCACGAGCUGUACCUGUGGCCGUUCCAGGACGCCGUGCUGGCGGGCUCCGGCAACAUUAUGUGCUCGUACAACCGCGUCAACAACUCGUACGGCUGCGCCAACAGCAAGACGCUCAACGGCCUGCUCAAGACGGAGCUCGGCUUCCAGGGCUUUGUCGUGACGGACUGGGGCGCGCAGCACGCGGGCGUCGCGUCCGCCCUCGCUGGCCUCGACGUCACCAUGCCCAACAGCGUCCUCUGGGGCGACAACCUCGUCAACGCCGUCAAGAACGGCUCGGUGCCCGAGUCGCGCGUCACCGACAUGGCCACGCGCAUCGUCGCCGCCUGGUACCAGAUGGGCCAGGACACCGGCAUUCCCGCGCCCGGCAUCGGCAUGCCGGUUGACCUGACCCGCCCGCACCCCAUUGUCGACGGCCGCGACCCGGCCGCGAAGCAGACGCUCUUGGACGGCGCCGUCGAGGGCCACGUGCUGCUCAAGAACAACAACCACGCGCUGCCUCUCCAGACGCCCAAGUUCCUGUCCGUCUUUGGCUACUCGGCCCGCGCGGCCGACCAGAACAACUACGAAGGCAGCGUGUCGGCCUGGGAGUUUGGCGCCGAGGCCGCCAACAUCACCGACAUCCUGGCGGGCUUCGUGGGCAGUCCGAACCCGCACCCGCUCGGCAUCGCACCCAACGGCACCCUCUUCUCCGGCGGUGGCUCGGGUGCGAACUCGCUGACGACCGCCAGCGCACCCUUUGACGCGUUGACGCAGCGGGCCGGGCGGGACGGCACGCAGCUGUUCUGGGACUUUACCGAGCAGAACCCGAGCGUCAACGCCGUGUCCGAGGCCUGCCUCGUGUUCGGCAACGUCUGGGCCACCGAGUCGGUCGACCGCCCGGCUCUGUCGGACGACUACACCGACCAGCUGAUUGCCAACGUGGCCAGCAAGUGUAGCAACACGAUUGUCAUCUUGCACAAUGCCGGCGUGCGCAUCGUCGACGCCUGGAUCGACCACCCCAACGUGACCACCCUCCUCUUUGCGCACCUGCCGGGCCAGGCGUCGGGCGAGGCCCUCGUGUCCCUGCUGUACGGCGACGCCAACCCGUCGGGCAAGUUGCCCUACACCGUGGCCAAGCAGGCCGCCGACUACGGCGCCGUGCUCGACCCGGACCUGCCCGCGGGCGUCUUUGGCCUCUUCCCGCAGGCCAACUUUACCGAGGGCGUCUUUGUCGACUACCGCCACUUUGACGCCCGCAACAUCACGCCGCGCUACGAGUUUGGCUUUGGCCUGUCGUACACGACCUUUGCCUUUGCCAAUUUGGCCAUCCAAAAGGCGACGCCCGUGUCGGGCGCCGAGACCAAUCUGUUUGCCGAGUACCCGACAGGCGCCGUGCGGCAAGGCGGCCAGGCCGACCUCUGGGACCAGCUGGUAACGGUGACGGCCGACGUGCAGAACACGGGCCGCGUGGCCGGCGCCGAGGUGGCGCAGCUGUACGUCACGCUCCCCGGGGCUGGGGAAGGGGCGGAUGGUGCCGCCAUCCCCGUCCGCCAGCUCCGCGGCUUCGACAAGAGGCUGCUGGCGGCCGGCGCGACGGCCCAGGUCACGUUUGCCCUGACCCGCCGCGACCUCAGCUACUGGGACGUCGUGGCACAAAAGUGGCGGCUGCCGGCCGGCACCUAUACCGUGCGCGUCGGCUCCAGCAGCCGCAACCUGCCGCUCACAGGAACGUUUGCCAUUGAGGGUGGGUUGAGCUAA
Messenger RNA from Sporothrix schenckii 1099-18, 2553 nucleotides. RefSeq names its product beta-glucosidase. Lineage: Eukaryota; Fungi; Ascomycota; Sordariomycetes; Ophiostomatales; Ophiostomataceae. The transcript has 2 exons. Gene Ontology annotation, molecular function: beta-glucosidase activity. The record is from RefSeq and is a predicted model, not a curated record. Gene Ontology annotation, biological process: glucan catabolic process. The coding region runs from base 1 to 2553 and encodes 850 amino acids.